ACUAGCCUGUCUGUGACAUCAGAUAUCCGAUGCCAUAUGUCUCCCCUUGGCCAUAACCCCUCAAUGUUGGCAUGUAUAAAGGGUCUGGGUCGGUAUAAGCAGUGUAGCUAAGGGUAAAUCUUCCACCAUAUUUCUUCCACCUUACAGACAUGCAAGCGUGAAAUGGUUAGGGGCAAAGGGAGGGGAAGGAAUCGAACUGAGACCAGCUGAGACUGUACCAGAGAUAUUAGAGAGAGGAUGAAAUGGGAGUCCCAUUGGGCAAUGAAUGUAGGAAUGUAUAACGCUUCACCCAGUAGACUCACGGUGCAUUCUGGGCGAUUCUGGGACAAGGAGAGCUCUCCUUCAAGGAGUGAAUGGCAGUCAAUUUGGCGCUAGCUCAAAACCACAAAAUUAACAUGAAUAACCCUUUUCAUAACCUUAGCCUAAUUAUCCUAACCUGCUACGUAAAUUCUCCUAACCUGCUACGAAAAACGAAAUCUGAUGUUAAUUUUACAAAAGCUUGAUCCCUUCUAGCCAUAGCUGAGCUCUCCUUGUCCCAGGUUUUUUGUCUAUUUAUUUUUCUAGAACUGCCAAUUUUGUGGAAGUAGACACCACUUGUUCCUCAGACUCCUGUGGAUUUCAUCGUUUUGUACUUUUCAAUGUUCUAAGAUUAAUUUGUGGAUUUAGUUAAGCAGCUAUUUUGUGAUGCAUUGUUGCUCUUGUCAAAUCACUGGGAAAUGUUUUCAUUCUGUCAUUAAUUGGCUCUCUGACAAACGUGUUGAAUAAUUAAGGGAUGUAUUUUAAAAUAUUUUUUUGUCCAAUAUGAUGGAUGGAUAAUUCACCAACAUUUCAGAUUUUCAAAGGUUGAUAGAAAUAAAAUCUUGCUGCUCAAAUAAGUACAUUUUAGCUUUUUUGACCAUAUGCUUUCAUCUCCUUCAGCCAGCUCUCUGAGAGAGAAGAAAGACUGGUACCAGGUUAAAUAUGCAUCAACAAUUGUCGUUUCAAGAUUGUCAUUUAAAAAAAAUCGUUUUUUUCCCUCUGAUUUGCGUACUUUUACUGAUGUGGAGCGUUGUUUUAUUUUUUUUACAGUAAUAUAAUUUUGGACCAGUAGAUGAGGUCACAGCCCCAUAAAAAAAGGUUUAAAAUGUAGUGUUUAAUGCGGUGCUAUAUGUUAACUUGAUUUGUUUGUUUUGAUUAAACGUCUAUUUUUAUCCACAUGUACGCUAUUGUAAUCUGUUUUACGUCAUACAUAUGCGUCGGCCGGAUGUUGAAUUUCCAUUGCCUCUUGUUUUUGUUCCCGGUUAGAUACUGUUCAGCAGCUGGGUUAGGUACGCUUUUUGUGUUCGAAAUUGGCGAGAUAUUUGGUUAGUUUAAACAACUUUAAUAUCAAUUCAAACGGUGUUUGGACAAUUAACGCAGAGCCAUGUCUAAACGCGCUUCUUUUCACACACAACUGUCCUCCAUCAUGGAAAUACUGUCUAGAACCGCAAUGGCUCAUGUGUGUAAACUGGUUGACGACGAAUACGCGGGGAUAUCUUUAGAAAAUGAGUCUCUCACUGAGAAAUUGCAUAAUCUGGAAAGUGAACUGACAAUUGUGAAAAGCACAGCUCCCAAGCUGGCUGGAAACUAUCGCUCUGUUGGUGUUCAAACUGGUGAAACUAUCACCAGAGUAGACAGAGGGCUAAACGGAUCCCCCACCAUCGAAGGAAUAUUUGGGAAGGAAUGGUGUCUUGAUCUAUGGAACCAUGGGGAUCCCAACAGCACAGAGAACAGUCCACAACACACUGCCAAAUCAACAGGGGUGCCUUCGGGCCAAGCUGAUGUUAAAGAGGAGGAUUUUGAGGUGGAAAUCAUAAAAAGACACCCACAGGAAAGACCAACAAUAAUUUUAGAUGGAGAUGACGACUUAGUGGACAAUGGAAGAGAAGGGCCCUCCAACGUGUAUCCAUCCUUUGAUUCCUUCCGGCAGGACAGGCCAGAGAGACGGGAUAAACAGGUACUGGAGAUGUCUACUACGGAUGUCUCCACAGGACACACUUUACGUUUCAUAUCCAUCGACGGAUUGGAGGAGGAAUAUGGCGAACAUGUCUUUCCCAUUGAGGACGAUGAGACAAAUGAGUUCCUACCAGACGAUACCGAGCUGUUGCCCAACGAAGGACAAGAUGAACACAUCACAAAGCCAACGUAUGCAAAGAAGUCUUUAGCAAAGUCAAAAAGCAAAGCUGGGAAGACUUUCAGUUACUUUAACAGGUUUAACUUGCACUCCCAUAGUAAAUCCGACACAAACAAGUUAAGUUGUGUGAUUUGUAAGAAGACUUUCUUGCGGCAGAACCAUCUGACGAUGCAUAUGAAAUCUCACAAGUCACUGUACUGCAGUGUGUGUAAGAACUAUUAUCCUGGGAAAACUCAGCUCAAAAAACACAAAUGUGUUGCUCCCGAUUAUCUGGCCUCGAACAGCUCAAAGUACUUUUGUCAUUACUGCGGCAAGUCUUUCAGCUGUCCGUCAAGCCUGAGGAUACACCACCUGGUGCACACUGGAGAGAGACCCCACACGUGCACUGUCUGCGGGAGAGGAUUCACACAGAAGGGCAAUCUGAAAUGUCACAUGCGCCUUCACACUGGUGAGAAACCGUUCAAAUGCCUCACAUGUGAAAUUGGUUUCACCCAGAAAGUAUACCUCACUCAGCACUUGGCCAAAGCUCACGGUCAAAAGGAAGAAAAUAAGAAAAAGAAGACGCAAGUGCACAAAUGUUCUAAGUGUCAGUUGUCUUUCGUCAAUCAGCAACUGCUCCAAACACACAUGGCUGUUCAUAAAAAUAAAUGAAGUAUUUUUAGUUGAUUGCAAUACUCUUGACUUAAAGGGGCAAUCUACAGUUGCUACAUCCAUAACUUAUUUAUGCCUCAUAAGCUUAGUUGAACUGUUGUACACCAUCAGAACCCAAAAUAAGCUUGUAAAUAAACACUUUACAUUUGUCAUUUAGCAAGACGCUCUUAUCCAGAGCGACUAACAGGAGCAAUUAGGGUUAAGUUCCUUGCUCAAGGGCACAUCGACAGCUUUUUAAUCUUAUCAGCUCUGCGAUUUGAUUCAGUGACCUGGUUACUGGCCCAACGCUCUCAGCCACUAGGCUACAUGCCACUCUAAAUAGCCUCAAAACAUGGUUAAAACUAAUUUUGGUAUGGAUGGUCAGUCCUUGCAUCAAUAGCUCUAUGAAUUUGAGUGGUUAGCCUACAUUUCUCAAGGCCCAGCACUCAGCUUUUUACUGAAACGGGUGGGGAGGCCUCUAUCUGAACUGCUGAUUGCCCCUUUAAAGGAUUGUGUGUCUGCUCAAACUGGAGAACCAAAUACUGUCUAAUGUACGUCAUACUUCACAAUAUUGGCACAACCUUAACCCAACGACCUUGUCAAGGGGUUCGGAUCUGGAUGCUGGACCUGGGAGUCCCAGUCGGGAGACCCCCCCCCCCCCCCCAAAUACGCUACAGUAUGUUGUAGCCUUUAAGUGUAUUUUUUAUUACACUUCAUUUGUCUGAAUUAGCUACAACACUAACAGGAUGUUUUAGGCGAUCUGUUAUGAUUUACCUACAAAGGGUAAAUUAUGAAGUUUUAUUUUGCAAAGAACGUGGUGCAUGAGUAUUGCACUUCAUAAGUACUGUAAUGUUCACUUACCACUGUUCUAUAUUUUAGGCUCAAGGAUUGAACCUGCCAAUGUUUGGUGCAAGAUGGCAGUUGGUACUGUAUCUGCAUUGUCCUCUGUAUACAUUGGUACAAUUGACAUAAGAUCUCAUGAAAUGGAUGUUUUCAAUUUCUGUUCCCAGCAGUGCAUUUUGUACAUAAUGCUUCCAUGAUUGUGUCAGUUGUUUUUCUGGAAUAUUUAUCUGCUGUAAACUUUCAUAAUUAAAGCAGCAUUAAGGGUAUAACUUCA
This is a messenger RNA of Oncorhynchus masou masou (cherry salmon), 3899 nucleotides long. Its product is annotated as zinc finger protein 808. The record is from RefSeq and is a predicted model, not a curated record. Lineage: Eukaryota; Metazoa; Chordata; Actinopteri; Salmoniformes; Salmonidae. Bases 1403 to 2803 code for a protein of 466 amino acids. The transcript is spliced from 4 exons.